Molecule: messenger RNA, 2076 nt
Organism: Gavia stellata (red-throated loon)
Lineage: Eukaryota; Metazoa; Chordata; Aves; Gaviiformes; Gaviidae
Product: homologous recombination OB-fold protein-like
Biological process (GO): recombinational repair
Source: RefSeq, a predicted model, not a curated record
AUGACCGGCUUUACCCCCUUCCCGCAGGCCUGCCGCCUCCAGAAGCUGUUCGGGGCCGAUGGGGACCUGGCGGACGAGGAUUUCCUCUCCGCCGUGGAGGACGCAGAGAACCAGUUCGUGGUCCCCGGACGUUUGUCACCCGGCGGUGGCCCGGUCCCUCCCAGCGUGCCAUCCCCAGGUCCCCUCUGCCCGCUGGGACCCCAGCUCGGUCACCGCCCCGGUAAACCCCCCGGCCUGCGGCCCCUCGCCGGGCAGGGGGGUCAGCCCACGGGCUGCCGGGGACCCCCGGCCGGGGGAGCGGCCCCCCAGGAUGAGCUGGACAAUGACCUCUUCCUGGCCGCCUGCAUGGAGCUGGAGGGCCCCGAGCUGCCGGCGGGGGCCAGUGCUGCCCGGCCGCACCCCCGGCGGUGGGAGAAGCCCCCACAGAUACACAUGGGGCAGGAGAGCCCCCAGGAAUGGGCGGCCCCCAAGAAGCUGCGGGUGGGAGAGGAGCUGGUCUCCCCCAGCUCUGGGGGGCCAGAGGACAGGCAGGACCCCCUGCCUGCCCCACAGGCAGCUCCUGCUCCCAAACUAAUGCUACGGCCCAGCACAGCCGGUGUCUGCCCCCCCAGACCCCCAACCCCACUGGGAAAGCCAGGGGGCUCCUGGGGCUCUGUCCCCACUCCCAGGGGUCCGGCUCCGAGGCCUUUCCAAGCAUCCCCAUGCCAGCCGGGAGCGAGCAGCCCCUCCAUGGGGCUCCGGGCGCCCCAGACCCCCACGGCGCAGGCUCCCCGGCAGAACUGCCCCCUGCCCCGGCUGCCCCCUGCCAACCCACCAGCCUUGAUGAGCUGCAUGGAGCCCCCGCCGAGGCAGCCGCCCAGGCCGGCCCCGGGCAGCCUGCAGACGCCAGUGGUCACCAACCACCUCGUGCAGCUGGUGACGGCGGCCAACAAAGCACCCGGGGCCGCCCCCCGUCUCCCACCACAGGGGAAGACUCGUCGGUUCCCGGGGCCCGCCGGGAUCCUGCCCCAGCAGCAUGCUGGGAAGCUCCUGGAGGAGAUCCUCAUCUCUGCUCCCCAAACUCCAGCUCAUGGAGCUGUGGCAAAGCCACGGACAGAGGGACUGCCCAGCUCCUCGCCACCCACGGAAGAGGAUUUUGGGAAGGGCCCCUGGCUUGCCAUGAAGACAGAGCUGGGGCUGGACGAGAGGGACCCUGGCUGCUUCCUCAGGACCUACAGUGUGAUCAUGGUGCUGCGGAAGGCAGCCUUGAAGCAGCUCCCCAAGAACAAGGUCCCCAGCAUGGCAGUAAUGAUCAAGACCCUGACCAGGACCAACGUCGAUGCUGGUGCCGUGUUCAGGGACCCGACCGGAGAGAUGCAGGGCACGGUGCAUCGCCUGCUACUGGAAGAGAGACAGAGUGAGCUCAGGCCCGGCUCGGUGCUGCUCCUGAAGCAGGUGGGUGUCUUCUCCCCGUCCCACCGCAACCACUACCUCAAUGUCACCCCCAACAACCUGCUCAAGAUCUACCCACCGGAGCCCGAGGGCAGCUUCUCGCAGCCAUCGCCAGCGCAUCGGGAGGUCCCUGCCCAGGCUGGGCUACUCCAGGACCCCCCUGCACACCCGACCUGGGGUGUCCCUGCCCCUGGGGACUGGGGACGAUGGAGGACGGGCAGCCACAGCAUGGAGCAGUCUCCUGGGGACUUCUCCCUGCACCCACAGAGCCCUGGGCAAGAAGAGCCGGUGGGAGCUGACGGCUGCGACGUGGAUGACCUGGAUGGGCUCCUGGGAGAGCUGCCUGAGGAUUUCUUCUCCGCUCCAGCCCAAGCUGACUGCUGCUGACCUCGGAGAGCUGCAGCACAGCCAUGGGGCCAGGGAGACGGUUACUGCUGGCACGGUCUGGGCUGAACCGUGGCCUGGCGAGGAUGAUGAGCAAGCAGGCGAUGCACCGGCUGCCCACCUGCUCCUUUCUCUGUAUGUCGGUUGUGUUUGUUCCGGAGCCGAGAGCUGGGGGACCCGAGGAGUCCCGGGUGGAUGCAGCCUCAGCGCCUGUCACCGCUCCCCUGGACAGGCUGGCUCCUCUUCACUCCCAAACCUGCA